Messenger RNA from Trifolium pratense (red clover), 1795 nucleotides. RefSeq names its product probable glucan 1,3-beta-glucosidase A. The record is from RefSeq and is a predicted model, not a curated record. The coding region runs from base 175 to 1668 and encodes 497 amino acids. The transcript is spliced from 8 exons. Gene Ontology annotation, molecular function: actin filament binding; hydrolase activity, hydrolyzing O-glycosyl compounds. Gene Ontology annotation, cellular component: actin cytoskeleton; cytoplasm. Lineage: Eukaryota; Viridiplantae; Streptophyta; Magnoliopsida; Fabales; Fabaceae. Gene Ontology annotation, biological process: establishment or maintenance of cell polarity; cell migration; actin filament bundle assembly.
GUUCAUAAAAGUCUAAAAGCAAGUCUUCAUGCAAUCUUUUACUUUAUAAUAAUAAAUUAAAGUGAUUUAUCCAAAAAUAAAAAUAAAAAUGGUCGUGAUAAUUCAAAGCCAUGACUCCUAUAUAUAUACACCUUAUUCUUGGUUACAAAUCAAUUCAGGAAUAUCAUUUAAAAAAUGGAGUAUAGAAACUAUUAUUUGAGCUUCUUAGUGGCUUUAUGUCUCUCAUGUCCAUACACUUGUUUGCUUGCACAAAAUCCACCAUACAAAGCUGUGAAUCUUGGAAACUGGCUUGUGGCUGAGGGGUGGAUGGAACAACCUUCUCUCUUUGAUGGAAUUGUCAACAAAGAUCUCUUGGAUGGAACUCAAGUACAACUCCUGUCCACAAAGUUUCAAACAUAUCUUGCAGCUGAAAAUGGGGGAGGAGCUGAUAUUGUGGCCAACCGUCCUUCGGCUUCUGGAUGGGAAACAUUUCGGCUUUGGAGGGUCAAUGAAACAUUCUUCAAUUUUAGAGUGUUCAACAAGCAAUUUGUGGGGAUAAGUAAUCAAGGAGGCAACAAAAUUGUAGCCGUUUCAAAUUCACCUAGCAACCAAGAAACAUUUCAAAUUAUAAGGAAUACUAAUGAUCCUUUCAAAAUUAGAAUCAGAGCAUCAAAUGGUUUAUUUUUACAGGUUCAAUCAGAGACAUCUGUGACAGCAGAUUAUCAAGGUAAAAGUUGGGAAGAAAGUGACCCAUCCGUCUUUCGUAUGAAAAUUGUAAGAACUUUACAAGGAGAGUACCAACUUACUAAUGGUUUAGGACCAGUUAAAGCUACUCAAGUUUUAAGGGAUCAUUGGAGUUCAUACAUAACUGAACAAGAUUUCAUAUUCAUGUCACAAAAUGGGCUGAAUGCAGUGAGAAUACCUGUUGGAUGGUGGAUAGCCCAAAAUCCAACACCUAAACCUUUUGUUGAAGGAUCUUUGGCAGCACUAGACAAUGCUUUCACAUGGGCACAAAAUCAUGGGAUGAAAGUGAUUGUGGACUUGCAUGCAGUUGAAGGUUCACAAAAUGGUAAUGAUCAUAGUGGGACAAGGGAUGGAUUUUUAGAAUGGGGUGAUUCCUACAUUCCUCAGACUGUCUCUGUCAUAGACUUCUUAGCAGAAAGGUAUGGUAAUAGACCAAGUUUAGGAGGAAUAGAGUUGAUGAAUGAGCCACAAGGUGUCGAUAUAGAUAGCCUCAAGAAAUAUUACAAGGCAGGUUAUGAUGCUGUGAGAAAAUACAACCAAAAUGCUUAUGUGAUCAUGUCAAAUCCAUUGGGUGUUGAAGAUUCCAAAAUUCUUCUCUCAUUUGUCAGUGGCUUCAACAACGUAGUCCUUGAUGUGCAUUACUACAAUCUCUAUACGGACAACUUCAAUAACAUGAAUGUUCAACAAAACAUUGACUACAUAAAUAAUGAAAGAGCCUCGGAUCUUAGUGGUGUCUCUUCAACAAAUGCUCUAAGUUUUGUAGGAGAAUGGACUGCUGAGUGGAAGGUGGAAAGUGCAUCUAAGCAAGAUUAUCAAAGGUAUGGCCAAGCCCAAUUGGAUGUGUAUUCUCGUGCAACAUUUGGAUGGGCUUAUUGGUCCUACAAAUGUCAGUAUAAUCAUUGGAGUCUCAAGUGGAUGAUUGAGAAUGGUUACAUAAAGCUCUAGUUGUAGGAAUUACUUUCCCAGCACACAAGGAUGUAUACUUUGAAAUAAUUUCUGCCGUGUGAAUGCACACUUAGAAAGUACGAUAGUUUUCAAUUUUUAAGAAUAAAUGCACUUUAGAAGUGAAAUU